AUGGGUUGUGCAAACUCUUUACAAUACAAGAAGAAUUCAUUAAAACACAUCAGUCCAAACAAAGACCCAAUUAAGACACGGAUAAUAUUUACUUUAAAAUGUAAUACAGACAUAACUCCAGUUGAAAGAAAAGCGGUUCAGCAAACCUGGCCAGCAUUGGCCACAGACUUACAAGGUAACGGUUUACAAAUUUUUCUUAGAAUAUUUGAAAUUUCUCCGGAAGUCAAGUUCCUGUUCCAUGUUGAAAAUGUUCGGCAUUCACAACUUGCAAGAAACGCCACAAUAAAGGCGCAUGGCAAACGUUUUAUUAAUGCCAUCGGUUCGGCUGUGGAUAGUUUAGAGGAGAUCGAUAAAGAGGACAACAAACUAUGUGAAUUUUUAUUUACCCUUGGACAACAGCAUCAGAAUUAUAAGGGAUUUAAGCCAGAAUACUUUGAAAUAUUUUAUGAAGCAUUAAUGUGUCAGUGGGAACGCUGUAUGGGUGAUGGAUUUACACCGGAAGUAGCAAAUGCAUGGAGUCAUCUGUUUGUGUUCUUGAUGGAAAAGCUUAAAGAAGGGUAUUACUCGCAUGAGGCGUCAUUUGAAGCUCACUUAAAAAAUCAAAAGCUUUACAGUUAACCUUGUGACAAAUAGCGUACAACAAAUUCUGUGAUAAGAAUGUUAAAUUAUUUUCAUGUUCUAGUGAAUUCGUUAUUAACGUUCUGGAAAUUUUAUUCAG
Messenger RNA from Ruditapes philippinarum (Manila clam), 718 nucleotides. RefSeq names its product hemoglobin subunit pi-like. Gene Ontology annotation, molecular function: heme binding; oxygen binding. NCBI's taxonomy places the organism in Eukaryota, Metazoa, Mollusca, Bivalvia, Venerida, Veneridae. The record is from RefSeq and is a predicted model, not a curated record. Bases 1 to 618 code for a protein of 205 amino acids. The transcript has a single exon.